Molecule: messenger RNA, 1068 nt
Organism: Selaginella moellendorffii
Lineage: Eukaryota; Viridiplantae; Streptophyta; Lycopodiopsida; Selaginellales; Selaginellaceae
Product: peroxidase A2
Exons: 4
Coding region: 18-977 (319 amino acids)
Biological process (GO): response to oxidative stress; hydrogen peroxide catabolic process
Molecular function (GO): peroxidase activity; heme binding
Source: RefSeq, a predicted model, not a curated record
AGUCACUGAGCAGAAGUAUGGUUUCUUGGGUUGGGUUUAGUGCACUUCUUGUGUUGGCUGCCUCCCAUGAAAUGAGUGCAACCUUGAGUCCUACAUUUUACGAUGAUUCAUGUCCGGAUCUGAAAUGGAUAGUAGACAGUGUUCUCCAAGCUGCAUUACUCAAAGAUCCCAGAAUUGGAGCCAAGCUUCUAAGAAUGCAUUUCCACGACUGUUUUGUUCAGGGUUGUGAUGCCUCCGUGCUGCUGGAUGAAGCACAAGGAGAGAAAACUGCUCAGCCAAACUUGAACUCGUUGAUGGGUUUUGAUGUUGUAGAUUCCAUCAAGAGUGCAGUGGAAAGUGCGUGUCCAGGAAUUGUUUCAUGUGCCGAUAUCCUGGCAGUAGCAGCUGAAGUGUCCGUAGUGUUGGCUGGAGGGCCAUCUUGGAAGGUGUUGCUGGGAAGGCGAGACAGCUUGACCGGAAGCAAGAGGCUUGCAAACAGGGACAUUCCGCCGCCAACUUCCACCUUUUCCCAGCUGGUGAAGGCGUUCAAGAAGAAAGGCCUGUCGGCGGAGGACAUGAUCGUCCUUUCGGGCGGGCACACGAUUGGAGCAUCCCGUUGCGCGAGUUUCACGCAGAGGCUGUAUAACCAGAGCGGGAGUUUCCAGGCUGAUCCAACAAUCGAGAAGCGCUACCUGUUCAAUCUACAGCAGGUGUGUCCCAGGAAUGGAGACGGCAACGUGACACAGUCUCUUGACUUCAGCCCCCGGUCCUUCGACAACAACUACUACAAGCUUGUGGUGUCGAAUCUGGGGCUCCUCAACUCGGACCAAGUAUUGACGACACAGUCUCAGGGUAGCGCCGCUCUUGUGAGUGCCUUGAGCAGGGACCAGACGAGCUUCUUCAAUAGGUUUGCAGUGUCCAUGGUUAAGAUGGGGAACAUUUCCCCUCUGGUUGGCAACAAGGGGGAGAUCCGGAAUAAGUGCCGAUACAGGAACUAAAAAACUGUCCCGGCCUGGUUUUGCAUAAGAAAGUGAUGUAUACCACCUCUCUAAAUAAACUUGUGAGCUCCGCUCUGCUCCGCUAGCUCUC